Onychostoma macrolepis is the source of this 6417-nucleotide messenger RNA. RefSeq names its product protein NLRC5-like. Lineage: Eukaryota; Metazoa; Chordata; Actinopteri; Cypriniformes; Cyprinidae. Gene Ontology annotation, molecular function: protein binding. The record is from RefSeq and is a predicted model, not a curated record.
AUCAUCAAUCAAAAGUGAUAGAUCAGAUUCAGAUGUUUUCAGCUCUGUGUCUGUGAAGAGUGACCAGUCAAAAGGUGACAUGCCGAACCGCAGUGAGAAAAAACAAUCAACUACAAGAAGUGUAAGGUCAGGUUCACCUGUAUCCAGCUCUGUGUCUGUGAAGAGUGACCAGUCAAAAGGUGACAUGCCGAACCUCAGUAAGAAAAAACCAUCAUCAAUCAAAAGUGAUAGAUCAGAUUCAGAUGUUUUCAGCUCUGUGUCUGUGAAGAGUGACCAGUCAAAAGGUGACAUGCCGAACCUCAGUGAGAAAAAACCAUCAUCAAUCAAAAGACUUCAAUAUGAGACAUUAGAUUCAAACUCCCAGACUCGCAGGAACCACAAGAAUUUCACAGACAAUCUUCUGUGGAUCUUCCAGAAUCUUGAGAGGAAAAUAAUAUAAUUUCUGAAAAAUGAGCUGGACAAUUUUAAGAAAAUAUUACAAAAAGAGAACACACAAAACUUUGUGAUGGACUUUAAUGAGAAUAGAUGCAGUAUCAAAGAAGCAGCUCUUGAUCUCACACUCCACUUCUUGAGAGAUAUGAAGCAAGAUGAAGCUGCUGAUACUCUAGAAGAUGAGCUGUUCUUCAUUCAUCAGCUAAAAUAUAGCCUAAAAAAGAAGUACCAAUGUGUGUUUGAAGGAAUUGCAAAGCAAGGCGAUUCUACGCUUAUGAAUAACAUCUACACAGAUCUCUAUAUCACUCAGGGUGGUAGUGAACAGGUCAAUACUGAACAUGAGGUAAGACAGAUUGAAGUUACUUCCAGACGUCAUGAAUCACAGGAGAUACAGGUUGAAUGCAAAAACUUAUUUGAAGCUCCUGAACAACAAGACAAGCAGAUCAGAACUGUACUGACAAAAGGAGUUGCUGGCAUUGGAAAAACCAUCUCUGUGCAAAAGUUUGUUCUGGAUUGUGAAGGAAAAGAAAAUCAAGACAUCAGCUUCAUAUUUCCUCUUCCAUUCAGAGAGAUGAACUUAAAGGAGAAAGAAACACAAAGCUUGAUGGGUCUGCUAAAUGAGUUUUUUCCAGAGACAAAAAGACUGAACCUUACAAAAAGAAAUCAGUUUGAAGUUCUGUUCAUUCUUGAUGGAUUGGAUGAAUGUCGUCUUCCUCUAAACUUUGAGGGUAAUGAGACGUGGUCUGAUGUAUCGUCACCAGCCUCUCUGGAUGUUCUCAUAACAAACCUCAUCAAGGGAAAUCUGCUUCCUUCUGCUCUCAUCUGGAUCACCACCAGACCAGCAGCUGCCAGUAAGAUUCCUCCUGACUGUAUCGACCGGCUGACAGAGAUCAAUGAUGUACAAAAGGAGGAGUACUUCAGAAAAAGAUUCACAGACGAGAAUCAGGCCAAAGAAAUCUUUGGUCAUGUUAAACAGUCAAAGAGUCUCUUUAUCAUGUGCCACAUCCCAGUCUUCUGCUGGAUUUCAGCCACUGUUCUCCAAAACAUUUUAGAGGAGAAAAGAAAUAAUGAUCUGAAAAACGAUCAGGCUGAUGAUGCCUCCAAAACACUGCAGGAAUCAAAUACUGAAGACACUCCCAAGACUCUGACACAAAUGUACACACACUUUCUCCGCUUUCAGAUCCAGCAGAGCAGACGAAAGUAUGAUGGAAAAUACACACCAGAUGUUUCCUGGGAUAAAGAUGCCAUUCUUUCACUGGGAAAACUGGCAUUUCAACAGCUGGAAAAAAACAACCUGAUCUUCUAUGACACAGACCUGGAAGCUUGUGGUAUUGAUGUCUAUAAAGCAUCAGUCUAUUCAGGCAUGUGUACCCAGAUCUUUAAGGAGGAAACAGGGAUCAUUCUUUGUACCAUGUACUGCUUUGUUCACUUGAGCAUUCAAGAGUUUAUUGCAGCCCUUUAUGCACAUCUGUUUCUAGAUAUGAAUAAGAAAAGUGUGUUUGUUCAUGAGUCUACAGAACAGGAAAGCAAAAAUGAAGCCAUGAUUGAUUUGCUCAAGACUGCAGUGGACAAGGCACUCGAGAGUGACAAUGGACAUCUGGACCUUUUCCUUCGUUUCCUCCUCGGUCUGUCAAUCCAGUCCAAUCGACAACUCUUACGAGGUCUGUUGACACAGCAAGACAGCAAUGACCAAAUCAAAAAAGAAAUAGUUCAGUACAUCAAGCAGAAAUUUGAAGCUAAUCUGUCUCCAGAGAGAUCCAUCAAUCUGUUCUACUGUCUGAAUGAACUGAAUGAUCAAACUCUGGUGAAAGAGAUUCAGACUCACCUCAGCAAAGGAAGUCUCUCAUCUUCUGAUCUUUCACCUGCCCAGUGGUCUGCUUUGGUCUUUGUGUUGUUGACAUCAGAGGAGGAGCUGGAGGAGUUUGAGCUUCAGAAAUUCAAGAAAUCAUAUGAGUGUCUCAUUAGAUUAUCAGCAGUCAUCAAAACCUCCAAAAGAGCUCUGUUAAAUAAUUGUGGCUUAACAAACAAAAGCUGUUCAGCUAUGGCUACAGUUCUUGGAUCUGAUAACAAUCUGAAAGAGCUGAACCUGAACAAUAAUAAUCUGGAGGAUUCAGGAGUGAAGCUGCUUUGCACUGCACUGUUGAAUAUAAAGUGUAAAUUGGAGAUACUGAGUCUGUGUAAGUGUGGUCUAACAGAGGAAAGCUGUUCAGCUCUCGCUACAGUCCUGAGAUCAAACUCCAGUCUGAAAGGGCUUGACAUGAGCAACAAUAAUCUGCAGGAUUCAGGAGUGAAGAAACUCCAGAACGGAUUAAAAAAUACAAACUGCACACUGAAGAAACUCAGACUUUCAGAUUGCAGUAUCACUGAAGAAGGUUAUAAAGCUCUGGCUUCAGCUCUGAGAUCAAACCCUUCACACCUGAUAGAGCUGGAUCUCACAGGAAAUGAUCCUGGACAAUCAGGAGUGAAGCAGCUCAAUGAUUUACUACAGGAUCCAAACUAUCAACUGAAGACACUGAGGUUGUUAAAGAAUCCUGCUGCAGAUGAAGCCUGUCAGUAUGUGACAGGAAUUGUGGGUAAAAACCCGUUACUCCUGAGAGAGCUGAAUCUGAGUGAACGUGAACUAGGAGACACACGAGUGAAUCAGAUCACUGCUCUACUGAAGGAUAAACACUGUAAACUCAACACUCUGAUUCUGCAUAAGUGUGGUCUAACAGAGGAAAGCUGUUCAGCUCUCGCUACAGUCCUGAGAUCAAACUCCAGUCUGAAAGAACUUGACAUGAGCAACAAUAAUCUGCAGGAUUCAGGAGUCAAGAAACUCCAGAACGGAUUAGAAAAUACAAACUGCACACUGGAGAAACUCAGACUUUCAAGCUGCAGUAUCACUGAAGAAGGUUAUAAAGCUCUGGCUUCAGCUCUGAGAUCAAACCCUUCACACCUGAUAGAGCUGGAUCUCACAGGAAAUGAUCCUGGACAAUCAGGAGUGAAGCAGCUUCUUGAUUCUCCAAAGGAUCCAAAGUGUAAACUACAACUGAGGUUUUUGAGUCCUGCUGCAGAUGAAGCCUGUCAGUAUGUGACUGGAAUUGUGAGUAAAAACCUGUUACUCCUGAGAGAACUGAAUCUGAGUGAACGUGAACUAGGAGACACACGAGUGAAUCAGAUCGCUGCUCUACUGCAGGAUAAACACUGUAAACUCAACACACUGAUGUUGAAUAAUAACAAUAUUACAGAAGAGGGUUGUGCUGCUCUGACUUCAGCAUUUAAUUCAAAUCCUUCAAACCUGAUAGAGCUGGAUCUGAGUGGAAAUAAACUAGGAAACUCAGGAAUUAAGAAGAUCUGUCAAUUAUUGAAAAAUCAACAAUGCAAAUUGGAGAAACUAAGACUUUCAGACUGCAGUAUCACUGAAGAAGGUUAUAAAGCUCUGGCUUCAGCUCUGAGAUCAAACCCUUCACACCUGAUAGAGCUGGAUCUCACAGGAAAUGAUCCUGGACAAUCAGGAGUGAAGCAACUCAAUGAUUUACUGCAGGAUCCAAACUGUCAACUGAAGACACUGAGGUUUCUGAAAAGUCCUGCUGCAAAGGAAGUGUGUGAUUAUCUCACUAAAGUUCUGGGUAAAAGUCCAUUAUUACUGAAACAACUGGAUCUGAGUGGAGAUAAAUUAGGAGACCUGGAUGAGGAGAAGCUCUCUGCUCUUUUGAUGGACUCUCAUAGCAAAGUGGAGAAAAUCAAGCUGAAUAAUUGUAAGCUGACAGAGAAAAGCUGUUCAGUUCUAGCUACUGUUCUCUCCUCCAAAACCAUCCUGAAAGAGAUGAACCUGAACAACAGCCGUCUGCUGGACUCAGGAGUCAAAGAGAUCUGUGAGGGACUGAAGAGUCCUGUGUGUGAGCUGAAGAUACUCAAACUUUCAAGCUGCAGUAUCACUGAAGAAGGUUAUAAAGCUCUGGCUUCAGCUCUGAGAUCAAACCCUUCACACCUGAUAGAGCUGGAUCUCACAGGAAAUGAUCCUGGACAAUCAGGAGUGCGGCAGCUCAAUGAUUUACUGCAAAGUCAAUGGUAUUCACUGAAAACAGUGAGGUUUUUGGGUCCUGCUGCAGAUGAAGCCUGUCAGUAUGUGACUGGAAUUGUGGGUAAAAACGCGUUACUCCUGAGAGAACUGAAUCUGAGUGAACGUGAACUAGGAGACACACGAGUGAAUCAGAUCGCUGCUCUACUGCAGGAUAAACACUGUAAACUCAACACACUGACGCUGAAUAAUAACAAUAUCACAGAAGAAGGUUGUGCUGCUCUGACUUCAGCAUUUAAUUCAAAUCCUUCAAACCUGAUAGAGCUGGAUCUGAGUGGAAAUAAACUAGGAGACUCAGGAAUAGAGAAGAUCUGUCCUCUUUUGAAAAAUAAAAGAUGCAGAUUAAAGAAACUGAAAUUGUCAAACUGCAGUAUCACUGAAGAAGGUUAUAAAGCUCUGGCUUCAGCUCUGAGAUCAAACCCUUCACACCUGAUAGAGCUGGAUCUCACAGGAAAUGAUCCUGGACAAUCAGGAGUGAAGGAGCUCUAUCAUUUACUACAAGAUCAAAACUCUUCACUGAAGACCAUCAGGUUUUUGAAAAGUCCUGCUGCAGAGGAAGCAUGUGAGUAUUUCACUAAAGUUCUGGGUAAAAGUCCAUUAUUACUGACAGAACUGGAUCUGAGUGAAGAUAAAUUAGGAGACCUGGAUGGAGAGAAACUAUCUGCUCUUUUGAUGGACUCUCAUAGCAAAGUGGAGAAAAUCAAGCUGAAUAAUUGUGAGCUGACAGAGAAAAGCUGUUCAGUUCUAGCUACUGUUCUCUCCUCCAAAACCAUCCUGAAAGAGAUGAACCUGAACAACAGCCGUCUGCUGGACUCAGGAGUCAAAGAGAUCUGUGAGGGACUGAAGAAUCCUGUGUGUGAGCUGAAGAUACUCAAGUUAAGAUACUGUUAUAUGACAGGUGAAGGUUGUUCUGCUGUGACUUCAGCUCUGAAAUCAAACCCAUCACACCUGAGAGAGCUGGACCUGAGUAUGAAUGAACUAGGAGAAUCUGGAGUGAAAAACCUCAGUGAUCUACUGAUGAACCCACAAUGCAAGCUGGAGAAACUACAUCUGUGGAGAUGCAGUAUUACAGAGAAACAGUGUCUCAUCCUGACUUCAGCUCUGAAAUCAAACCCAUCACACUUGAGAGAACUGGACCUGAGUAAGAAUGAAUUAAAAAACACAGGAGUGAAUCACUUAUGUGACGUACUGAUGGAUUCAGACUGUAAACUGAAGAGAUUGAGUCUAUAUGACUGUAGCAUUACAGAUGUUUCUUCUUUAACUCAGUCUUUGACAAACACAAAAGCACUGCAGGUUUUAAAAGUGCUUGAUCUGAGUAACAAUAUGAUUGGAGACUCAAAGCAGCAGCUCAUUGAUGUGCUACAAGACUCAAACUGUAAACUGAGAGUAGAUGAAGAUCCAUUGUCAAGAGUCCCUGAUAGAGGUCAACGGCCAAAAGAUGAUGAAUGCUGUAUAUCAUAGAUUGGAAUCAUGAUGAGAGGAGCAGGAAACAUCAGGUGGAACAUAGGAGGAAGAAGCUCAGACGAGUCUGUCUGGCUCUUCAGUUUAAGGCCUACAAAUAUAAUAACAGUUGGAUUAAACUCAUCCAUAAUGAUUCAAAUGUUUCUAGUCAUAAUAAUAAUAAUAAGUUUAAUUUAUAUAGCGCUUUACAAAUCAAAACAUAAACACAACAAAAACACCGCCAGGUAGGCAGGCCUGGUGGGUUCCGGUAGCCGGAUUAAACACCGUUUGCACACAACCUCUGCGCACCAGCGAGAAUCAGAAAAAUGAAUUGUCUAGUUGAAGUCCAAGUCUGUUUAUAAGUGUGUAGAUGUAAAAUCACAUUUAAACAAGACAAUUGUAUCGAAAGAUAAAAGCAAGUCUAUAAUGUAAAAUUUCCAUGUCAUUUCAAGUAGUUACAUGAUCUCGCUUACAUUUUAUACACA